Molecule: messenger RNA, 2294 nt
Organism: Vombatus ursinus (common wombat)
Lineage: Eukaryota; Metazoa; Chordata; Mammalia; Diprotodontia; Vombatidae
Gene: RNF166
Product: ring finger protein 166
Exons: 7
Coding region: 1-1161 (386 amino acids)
Biological process (GO): ubiquitin-dependent protein catabolic process; protein polyubiquitination
Molecular function (GO): ubiquitin protein ligase activity
Source: RefSeq, a predicted model, not a curated record
AUGGCCAUGUUCCGCAGCCUGGUGGCGUCGGCGCAGCAGCGGCAGCACCCCCCGGCCGGAGCCCCUGCCAGCGCCCCGCAGCCCCCGGCCGGGCCCGGCGCCGGCGGCGAGAGCGGCUUGGAGGCCCAGUACAGCUGCCCCAUCUGCCUGGAGGUCUACCACCGGCCCGUGGCCAUCGGCAGCUGCGGACACACAUUCUGUGGGGAGUGUUUGCAGCCAUGCCUCCAGGUGCCAUCUCCACUCUGCCCACUCUGCCGAAUGCCCUUUGACCCAAAGAAAGUGGACAAAGCCUCCAAUGUGGAAAAGCAGCUGUCAUCCUACAAGGCUCCAUGCCGGGGCUGCAGCAAGAAGGUGACUCUUGCAAAGAUGAGGUCACACAUUUCUUCCUGCAUGAAGGUCCAAGAGCAGAUGGCCAACUGUCCCAAGUUUGUCCCAGUAGUGCCAACAUCCCAGCCCAUUCCCAGCAAUAUCCCAAACAGAUCCACCUUUGUGUGUCCGUACUGUGGAGCCCGUAAUCUGGACCAGCAGGAGCUGGUGAAGCACUGCAUGGAGAAUCAUCGCAACGACCCCAACCGAGUGGUAUGCCCCAUCUGUUCAGCCAUGCCCUGGGGCGACCCCAGCUACAAGAGCGCCAACUUCCUGCAGCACCUCCUGCAUCGACACAAAUUCUCCUAUGACACCUUUGUGGGAAGUGAAGACGUUAUUGGCAGCAGCUGCAGCUCCCAGGCUGGGGGUCUUUGCAGACACAGCUCCAGGCACACUUGGUACAUUCUCCUGGGCAGCAGGAGCAGCAGCUCUUCUUGCUGGAGGCACACGGGCAUGAUUGGCAUUUGCAGGAGCCUGCCCAGGUGCAAGAGCCACCAUUCUCGCAGGACUACAACAUCGACGAAGAGGCUGCAUUUCAGGCCGCCCUGGCACUGUCCCUUUCUGAGAACUGAAGGCAGCCCUGGCUGGGCCCGAAUCCAAAUCUGGGGUCAAAAGUCACCUUUUCCACAUGGAGGGACAAGAGGCUUGCUCAUUCUUCAGCAUUCCCUAGCAGUUAGGCCUCCCUGUCACCUUUAUUUGAAUUGCACCUUUUUUAAUAAGGUGGAAUCUUUAUUCCUUGCACAAGGAGAGCAGGCCAACCCCAGGGGUCAAUCCUCAGUGCCCUCCCUCGGGUAGGAAAAGAUUGCACCUUUUACCAGUUCAAAGGUUGGUCUAAGUGAGGACUUUCACCUCUCAUCUGGGUAAAGUAAAAAACUGGUUUGUUUGGUGUUUGGAGACCCAGGCGGUCCCUAGAGGGCAGCUGAGUAGAGGGAGGGAUGUCCGACUGCUAAAUUGGAGCAUCGAGUUGUCUUUUUUUUCUAAGCAAUGGUUUGGCUUUCAUGCUUAAAAAUUCUGUUACUGCUGAUCCAGACAGGUUAGACUUGAAGGGAGUGGAGAGGUGGGAGAGACUGGAAGAGAAACUUAGCUGAAGACCUGAACGGGAGCCCCAUCCUAAUAUCUUGGCAGUCAGUAAAGUUUCCGCCUUGCUCAUUUGGUACCAGCUUUUGUGAUACUUAGAGAUUCUGGCAUUUUUCUAUAUUAACCAGUGUGAUAACCUUUUCACAUUUUAUAGAGCGAGGAAAAAGCAGUUACUCUUCUUCAUAUUGCAAUAUCUGUGUUUGACUAGGAACAAUAGUAUUUUUAUGGAACAUUUAAAAAAAUUAUAUUUUUUAAAAAAAAUCAAAAACAAACCUAGUUACAGGAUCAGCAUAGGGGGAUGAUAGGGAACCUGGGGAAGCCAGAACCCAAACUGAAAUUAAGAGAAAUUUUUCCACUUGUGCUUGUGUGAUUUUGAGGUGGCCACGUUCAUUAGAUUAUUUCUAUAUUUUUAAGGUUUUCGUUGUGUCUGUUUACCUUUUGCUAAUAAAAGAGACUUCCAGCCCCUUGUGCAAGCAGUGAUGCCACUGGGGUGUCGGGUUCCAGGGCCCAGAUGGAUUUACACAGUGGAAACAGCAGAGUUGCUCCCAGGCUUAGAAGACUAGACCGGAAGGGCCCUUUUUAUCACCUUUCCAAAGAGAUGACUGGAAUUCACUCCUCAGGCAGAGGCUUGGGGGACAGCCUCACCGAAGGACAGGGUCUCAGGCCCUCUAGCAUCCCACAGAUCCAGGCAAGGGGAGCAGUGUGGAGCCAUGGACCAUCUUCUCCGGCCAGUACUUAUGCUCAUCAAUGGGGUUUGGGAAGAAGGUUGUUCAGCUUUCUGGUUUGUUUAAUGAUAUAAAUUAUUGUUGUCUUUUUUUAAAAAUAAAAUAAAAAGUUUCAGAGCAUCUACA